Messenger RNA from Motacilla alba alba, 8139 nucleotides. RefSeq names its product GLI family zinc finger 2 (gene GLI2). The record is from RefSeq and is a predicted model, not a curated record. NCBI's taxonomy places the organism in Eukaryota, Metazoa, Chordata, Aves, Passeriformes, Motacillidae. The transcript has 14 exons. Gene Ontology annotation, molecular function: DNA-binding transcription factor activity, RNA polymerase II-specific; RNA polymerase II cis-regulatory region sequence-specific DNA binding. Gene Ontology annotation, biological process: smoothened signaling pathway; regulation of transcription by RNA polymerase II. The coding region runs from base 788 to 5374 and encodes 1528 amino acids. Gene Ontology annotation, cellular component: nucleus.
AUGCUUAUUGUGUCUUUUCAUUGUGCUUUUUAUUCUUUUUUUUUCCCCCCUCCUCUUCUCCCGCUUUGGUUGGAGCUGCCCUGCGCCGGUGGGGGGUGUGCGUGAGGGAGGGUACAGUUUGGUGAGGGGCUCUCCUCGCAGCGGGUGCCCGAGGGGGCCCGUCCCGUGUGUCCCCCCGAGCUCGCAGGUGAGCGGGGCGGACGAGGCCGCGCGUGUGUCCGCUGUGUCCCCCCCUUUCCCCGUCCGGACCCCUCCGGGACCGUGCCUCCACGGCCAUUGUUUUUCACGGGGGCUGCGGUGACAGUCCCAGCCCCGGGCUGCUGCCGGGACCGCCUUGCCCUGGCUCCCGGAGGACGGCGGAGCUCCCCAAAGCCAGAACUGAGUUUGUCUUUUUUUCAGCAGAAAAAUGAAGUUGCCCCCUCGCUUCCUUGUCAUCCCCCCAUCCGGGAGGGGCAAUCUUUCGACAAGUAUAUUUGCUGAGGAAUUUAAAAAAUUCCCUGCUGCAACUUGAUCCCUGUGUGAUGAGGAGCGGCUUGGAGAGACCCGGACUCCAAUCCUAUUAAGGACUUAGAGAGUUGAGAGUUUUUUCCCCCGGACUCGGUGGCUUUAAAACAAUCAGGGAGGAGGGGAGGGAGAUGGGCUCAUCAAGAUGCCUUUUCUGCCUCAAGUGAUUGCCAUCAUUUCCUGGGAAACCCGACUUUUCCAGCGCAGGGGCUUAGGGUGAUUUAUCGGUGGUCCUGCUGCCGGCUUUUCCGAGGGUUCCUGAGCUGGAAGAUGCCCGUCUAAGAUGGAAACUUCUGCUUCAACAGCUGCUGGGAAAAAAGAAGGGAAAGGUGCUGUUCUGGAGGGGAAUGGCUUUACAGAGACGGGGAAGAAACCCCCUCCUUUAGCAGCAGCAGGAGCAGCAGUGGCACAAGGAGUGCCGCAGCACAUUUUUCCGGCCUUCCACGCUCCUUUGCCAAUUGACAUGCGCCACCAGGAAGGACGAUACCAUUAUGAACCUCACUCUAUCCACGCUAUCCACGGGCCUCCUCCUCUGAGCGGCAGCCCUGUCAUCUCCGACAUCUCCCUCAUCCGCCUGUCUCCGCACCCUGCCGGGCCUGGCGAGUCGCCCUUCAGCCCCCCUCACCCCUACGUGGCACCCCACAUGGAGCACUACCUCCGCUCUGUGCACAGCAGCCCCACGCUCUCCGUCAUCUCUGCUGCCAGGGGCCUCAGUCCUGCCGACGUGGCUCAUGAGCACCUGAAAGAACGAGGCCUCUUCGGGCUGCCCCCGCCACCACCGGGAGCCAACCCUGCUGACUACUACCACCAAAUGACGCUGAUGGCCGGCCACCCAAACCCCUAUGGGGACCUCCUCAUGCAGGGCGGGGGAGCAGCCAGCACAGCCCACCUCCACGAUUACCUCAGCCCUGUUGAUGUGUCCCGGUUUUCGAGCCCACGGGUGACUCCAAGAUUAAGCCGGAAACGAGCCCUGUCUAUCUCCCCGCUCUCUGAUGCCAGCAUUGAUCUCCAGACAAUGAUCAGGACCUCCCCAAACUCUCUUGUGGCAUAUAUCAACAACUCCAGAAGCAGUUCAGCAGCGAGUGGCUCCUACGGCCAUUUAUCUGCCGGGACAAUCAGUCCAGCAUUCAGCUUCCCCCACCCGCUUAACCCUGUGACAUACCAGCAGAUCCUGACCCAGCAAAGAGGCCUGAGCUCAGCCUUUGGACACACUCCUCCCCUGGUCCAGCCAUCCCCAACCUUCCCCACAAGGCAGCACAUGGCAGUCAUCUCUGUGAACCCAUCACCAGCACAGAGCAGCAGCAACAGCAACUGCGUCUCCGACUCCAGCCAGAGCAAGCAGAGCAGUGAGUCGGCCGUGAGCAGCACCGUCAAUCCAGUAAUUAACAAACGCAGCAAAGUCAAGACUGAAGUCGAGGGCUUGCCCCCAGUGUCCCCAAACACACAGGAGCAUCUGACAGACCUGAAAGAAGAUCUUGAUAAGGAUGAAUGUAAACAGGAGCCUGAGGUUAUUUAUGAGACUAACUGCCACUGGGAAGGGUGCACAAAGGAAUAUGACACUCAGGAGCAGCUCGUCCAUCACAUCAACAACGAUCACAUCCAUGGGGAGAAGAAGGAGUUUGUCUGCCGCUGGCAGGACUGCACACGGGAGCAGAAGCCCUUCAAGGCCCAGUAUAUGUUGGUGGUGCACAUGCGAAGGCACACGGGAGAGAAGCCACACAAGUGCACGUUUGAGGGUUGUUCCAAAGCCUAUUCCCGCCUGGAGAACUUAAAGACACACCUGAGGUCCCACACUGGAGAAAAACCUUAUGUCUGUGAGCACGAAGGCUGCAAUAAAGCCUUUUCCAAUGCCUCGGACAGAGCCAAGCACCAGAACAGGACACAUUCCAAUGAGAAACCCUAUGUCUGUAAAAUCCCUGGCUGCACGAAGCGGUACACGGACCCCAGUUCCCUCAGAAAACACGUCAAGACGGUGCACGGGCCUGAUGCUCACGUCACAAAGAAGCAGCGCAAUGACGUUCACCCGAGGCCACCGCCACUCAAGGAGAAUGGGGACAACGAGGCAAGUGCCAAGCAGAGCAGCAAGGUGUCAGAGGAGAGCCCCGAGGCCAACAGCACCACAAGGAGCAUGGAGGAUUGCUUACAAGUCAAAACGAUAAAAACAGAGAAUUCUGUGAUGUGUCAGUCCAGUCCUGGUGGCCAGUCGUCAUGCAGCAGUGAGCCAUCACCCCUUGGCAGCACCAACAACAAUGACAGUGGAGUAGAAAUGAACAUGCACAGCGGGGGAAGUCUGGGAGAUCUGACAGCGUUGGAUGACAACGCUCCUGUCGUGGACUCAACAGUCUCAUCUGGUAACUCGGCAGUCAGCCUGCAGCUAAGGAAACACAUGACGACGAUGCAACGACUUGAACAGCUCAAGAAGGAGAAACUCAAGACAGUUAAGGAUUCCUGCUCAUGGGUGAGCCCAGCUCCACAAGCCAGAAACACCAAGCUGCCUCCCAUCUCAGGAAAUGGCUCUGUUCUAGAAAAUAGUGGUGGUUCUUCAGCUAUGCUGCCUAACCCCAGAAUAAUGGAGCUGUCUGUCAACGAGGUUACAAUGCUGAACCAACUCAAUGAGCGCCGUGACAGUACAACAAGCACCGUCAGCUCUGCCUACACCGUCAGCCGCAGAUCCUCAGGGAUCUCCCCGUACUUCUCCAGCCGCCGUUCCAGCGAGGCUUCGCAUCUCGGGCACCGCCCCAACAACACCAGCUCAGCUGACUCCUAUGACCCGAUUUCCACAGAUGCCUCUCGCCGGUCGAGCGAGGCGAGCCAGUGCAGCGGGAUGCCGGGCCUGCUGAACCUCACACCAGCUCAGCACUACAGGCUGAAAGCCAAGUACGCUGCUGCCACAGGGGGCCCUCCUCCGACUCCCCUGCCAAACAUGGAGAGGAUGACCCUGAAGAACAGGAUCUCACUGAUGGAUGGACCAGACCCCACCUUGCCCUCCAUCCGCCUCCCACCAGGCCCCAGGCGUUGCAGCGAUGGUAACACCUAUGGCUACACAUCAGCUCCAGCCUUUCCCCAUGAGGUGCAGGGCAACUGCACAAGACGGGCAAGUGACCCUGUGAGGAGACCUCCUGGAGACCCCCAGGCUCUCCCACGAGUUCACCGCUUCAACAGCACCAACAGUGUGAACCCCUUCCAUCCUCCACACCCCACAGACAGGAGGAAUUUUGGUCUCCAGAGUUAUGGGCGCUCAGAUGGGAGCCUGCCCCGGCACUCCUACUCACCCCGGCCUCUGAGCAUCAGUGAAAACAUCGCCAUGGAAGCCAUGUCCGGGGAGACAGAUGUGCCCAUUGGAGAUGAUGACAUUAUGCUGCCAGAUGAUGUGGUACAGUACAUCAAAUCCCAGAACAAUGGGACAGUGGCCGAGAGCACUUCCAUGGGGUACAGCAAUGAGAUGCAGAACUUCCAAGGAAGUGGGAAGCUGCAGCCUCCAGCCUUGCCCAGCCAGCGCAGAAUGGCAGUGGCUGAAGCAAGCAUGAGCCACUUGGGACCCAUGAUGGCAGAGUGUUCCAUGAGUUUUGAUACUUCUUCAGACAUGAAUAAAAAUAACAUGCCUGUGCAGUGGAACGAAGUCAGCUCGGGCACAGUUGAUAUCAUGUCCAAUCAGUCGAAGCAGCAGUUUUCACAAGGGAACUUAGCGGUGGUCCAGCAGAAGCAGAACUUUGGUCAGUACCAGAACUACAGCCAGCAGCAGAUGCAGCUGCCAGACAACAGCAUGAAUGCAACACAGCAGAGCUUUAUGCAGAGAAACAUGGGCAUGGAUGGGCAGAGGCUAAACUGCAUGCAGCUGCGGCAGCAGCACAUGAGCCUAGCUCCCAGCAUGAACCCUGAUAUGGGCAUGCACACAGGGUAUAACCAAGCACAUCAGAUGCUGAGCCCCAGUGCAGUCAGUGGCAACCCAAAUCAGAUCUCUCCUAAUUGCAGCAACAUGGCAGCAAAGUCUGGACCCCACCUUCACCCUCAGCAAAUGGACAUGGCAGCCAACCCUUCUUUGAUGGUCAGGAGCAACAGUGAGCGCACAGCGCUGGGACAGGUCAUGCACGAACCGAGUCAGCAGAACUACUCAUCUCAGCCAAGCCACCUGAGCUUCCCUGUGGCUCAGGAGACCUUUCCUCAGCCCAUCAUGACCUCCAAUCAGCCCAGUUUUGAGCCUCAGCAGAGCGUGGUGGGUUCAGCUGCGCAGGCAUAUCCACCCGGCAUGAUCCAGCCUCAUCCUCCACCGGAGCCAAACCCGGGCAGCAGACCCCGAGGGGUCCGCACUGCCCAGCAGCUGGGCUACAUGAGAACUCCCCAUCCUGUGAACACCAUCAGCCCUGGCCAGGAGACAGCGGAGGCCAUGCACAAAAGAACCAGCGACAUGUUGCUGGCACCAGCCCAGCAGUGCGCGGACGGCACGAGGGACAACAACUUGAUGUACUAUUACGGCCAAAUCCACAUGUACGAACAGAACAACGGCUUCGAUAACCACGCGGACUGUCGGGUCAGGCAGCAGCAGUGCGCACAAAACAGCAAGCCAGCCACUCUGCCUUCCCCCGGAACAAACCAGGUGUCCAGCACAGUGGACUCUCAAGGUCUUGAGCCGCCCCAGAUAGAUUUUGAUGCCAUCAUGGAUGAUGGGGACCAUUCAAGCCUGAUGUCAGGAACCCUGAGCCCCAGCAUCCUGCAGAACCUCUCCCAGAACUCCUCUCGCCUGACGACUCCACGAAACUCUCUGACACUGCCCACCAUACCUGCGGGGAUAAGCAAUAUGGCAAUAGGUGAUAUGAGCUCCAUGCUAACCACGCUGGCGGAAGAGAGUAAAUUUCUGAACAUGAUGUCGUAACGGUAAAGCACAAGGCCUUGGUGCUACCCAAGGAGCUCUGCGCGAAGCAGUUGUAUGAAUGUGCUUUUAAAAAUAUUCUGUUUCAAUAGAGUAGGGUUUUUUAUAAGUGUUAAAUACAUUAAAGGAUUUCAAAAUGAAAAUUUUAAAAAGUCUGUGUACAGAAUUAUGUAAACUAUAUGCAGGUACCACAAGGGUGCACCUCUCGUAUUAUUUUUUUGGCUUAGUUUCCCGGAGCACUGAACGAUAUCACCACCAAGCUAGGAGACAGCAUGAGGGUGGUAAGAGAUGAAACCCUCCCUUCUGGGAAGCCCUGUAAAUAGCCCUCCCCAUCAUUUUUCUGUUAUUUACAUUUACAAAAAAAUUCCGUUUUCAACCCGCCCCAGAAAGAAAUGGGAGGAUGUGUUUUUGGUUAGAAUAAAAGCCAUACUAUGUAUUCUGCUCUGAUGAGAGUAGGGUUUAGUUACGUCUCCAAACAAGCCCUCUGCCAGCAGUAUUGUUUUAUACCUUAAAUACCUUUGUACCUUGCAAAGAGCAACGUUUCCAAAUGGCUUCUCAGCAAAGUGCCUUACCAUGCUUUCUUGUUAAGUAGCCAAGGCCUCGCUUCCUUUAAAAAUCAAAUAUAGUGUAUUGUCAGAAGCAUAUAUAAAAUGUACAUUUAUAAAAACAUAGUGGUGUUUCUGAGAAAACAUUGGAAAGACACAUUGAUGAGACACAUAAAAGGUGAAUGCACACUUUGAUCAGAUGUGUUUACAACGUGGUUUAUAUCAUGUGCAGAGUGGAGCAGAGGUCUGGGAACAGCAAUCACUGGGAAAUAAUCCCCCGUGGCAGGAAGGCUCUGGCAUGCAGACUGACACACAUGCAUAACUUUGCACCUUCUGAACACAGUGACUUUCUGCGAGUGCCCCACAUGCAUCUUUAAUGUCAGAGUGCUGGAGCACACUGAGCAAUGGAGAGACUUUUACUUUUGUUCCAGCCCAGUGUGCACUGUGGCAGCACGGGAGGAGCAGGUUAAUCUGCCAGGGUUUGUCUGUGUGAUGUGCUCAAUGCAGAGUUCUGCCCGGGCUCUGUGUGCGCAACAGGUGCCUUGCUGCACUGAUAUGAGGCCAAGCAUAAGCCAAAACACCCUGCCCCACAAGCAGGCUUGUUGGCAUGCACCCAGUGCUAGCUUAACAUGCCCCACAGCAUGAAAAAAACUGCUGUAUCCAAAAAAUAUACCGCGAUCAGCCUGAGUUGUUCAUUUGACUAGCAGACUGCGCCUGCAGCCUGCAGCACCUGCACUAGCAGACUGCACCUGCUUCACUAAACGUGUGUAUAGUCUCAAAACAGGUAUUUGAGUCAGAAUAGCUUGGUAGCUUGGUCAGUGAGAAUCUCUUGGAGCCAUCAUUGGGGAAGAGAUGGGAGGAGCAGGGCCUCCUGAAAUCAAAUUCUCCACCAGAAUAUAACUACUCAUAAUAGUGAUCAGCUGUUUCCAGGACAGUCCCACCUGCCAGUAAUUUGAUCUUUGUUGCAUUAUUUAUUUUUUGAUCUUUAAUCUUUGUUGCAUUAUUUACAAAAGGGUAGAAGCAGUGGGGUGCAUGCACUUGGGAGGAGGCCUUGCUUAAAUUCAGACUGCGUUGGACAAGGACAGCUCCUCUCAUCCUGCUCUCAUAGCCUCAAAUACUUUGUACCCCAUACGUUGAAGGGCAGGGAAGAAGUGUGACAUCCCCCCCAGGUUUUUACAGCUGGACUGAGUAAGCAUCUGUAGAGCUUCACUCUUUCCUUCCCAUCUCCCUGUCAUAUCAGUGUCGUGUUCUCAUUUGCACCUGACUCUGUCCCCUGCACAGGACCAGGACAGCUCUAUAAAGGUGUUUUCUGGUGUCUUUGCUUUCCUUUUGCACAAACUGAUCUCAGGAUCACUCUUCCAGUAUCACCAGAGGCUGACAUGAAAAUGCCACGUGCUACCUCCAGGCAAACUCUGUGAUAUCAGGUAGGCAGGAGCUGUGCCUGGCAGUGGUGGAUUGGGAGAGCUUUGCUGCCAGGUAUCCCUAGGUACAACUGGUGCAGGGAGGUGCUGCUCAUCAUCCUGCAGUCUCAUCAUCCUCAUCCCAGUGGCAGAGGGUACACACAGGGUGCUCUCAGCCCUGCCCUUCACCCCUCCGUGAUUCCUGCUGAUGUCCAGGGUGCAUGAGGACAGGGGAGCAAAGCAAGGUGCCUGGCUGUUUAUUUGUGUCUCCUGUGAAAGUUGUGUUUAAAGGGAUUGUUUUAUAGUCUACUGUAUAUAUUCUCCUGCAGUUACUGACCUUGCCCUUGCCUUCGCAUUUAUGAAAAGAGGGCAGUACAUGUUUUUAGGACAUUGUAUGUUGUCCUGGAUGCUUGGAGCACAACUGGGCAUUCGUUAUGCUGAGAUGGAUCAGGCUUUCACGUGUCCUUUGAUUGCUAAUGACUUUUUUUAACAGCUGCAUAGGGCAGCAAUGGCUCCUGAGUCCCUCCUCACAGAUAUCUCAUUCGCAAAAGUUCAAAUACAGAAGCAAAACCAAAUCUCCAAUGACUUGAGAUUUUUUGGACUUUCCAGUGGUGGUCUUCCUUCAUUUACUGAAAAAGUAUUAUAAUAAUCUUUCCAGCACUGUAUAUAUUAUGUAUAGAAGACAUCAUUACUAAAAAUACUGUAGGUGAACUGUUCUGUCAAAUUUAUAUCCUAAGAACAUUUUUAGCUGUUUUCUACAUCAUAAGAAUGGAGGUAACAUGCUGAACCUGUAUAUAAACCUUUUGUACAUUAAAAAGUAAUU